Molecule: messenger RNA, 2448 nt
Organism: Panicum virgatum (switchgrass)
Lineage: Eukaryota; Viridiplantae; Streptophyta; Magnoliopsida; Poales; Poaceae
Product: serine/arginine repetitive matrix protein 1-like
Exons: 3
Coding region: 1-2193 (730 amino acids)
Molecular function (GO): nucleic acid binding; zinc ion binding
Source: RefSeq, a predicted model, not a curated record
AUGGGAAGAAAACAACCGUUUGAGAGAAGGCUAGCGCUCAACAGCAUCAAAUCCCAGCCGCCGCCUCGGCCUCACUGGCGCCGUCCUGGUGCACAGCAGUACCUGGGCGGCGAGGAGCGGAGGGACGCGGUGCUGAGGCUGGACGGCAAGGUGCCAGUGCCAGUGGUGACCAUGCGCGGCUCAGACUGGGCCUCCUUGCCGGAGGGCGCGGACCGGAUCGACCAAGCGGCGCACGCCGACCUUCUGGUGGUGAUCGGUGGGCUCGACCCGCUGCAGGACUGGCAGAGGCGGGCCCAGUCGCCCCCUGGUGGCUCACCUGAGGGGAUUUGUUUCAGCAUCCCCUCCGACUCCGAGGAAGACGUGGAGGAGCUCCUGUGGUCCUCGCCACGCCCCUCCUCGAAGGGCAAGGAGCCCUUGCCCGCUGGUCGCACCUCCUCCCCGCCUCGUCGCAGAUCUGGUGGUUUCAUGGCAGAUGCUAGGCGGCUGCGGCCGCGGAGGGAGGUUAGGGAUUGGCCGGAGAUCCAAGUUCCGCCUCCCAGGUCGCUCGUCCCCCCUGUGGACGCUGAUGGCUUCCGUGAGGUGGUCAACAAGCGCCAUCUGCGGCGGGAGGCGCGACGUGCUCGCUCCCCACCUCCUCGACGGCCCGUCCCUGCGGAUCUGGUAGGCAGGUGCUUCAAUUGCCUGUCCUAUGGCCAUGUCACGGCACGCUGCUCCUUUCCCUCGCGGUGUCUUCGCUGUGGGCGGGAAGGCCACUCCGCCAAGAACUGUCGCUACGGUCGCCCGAGGCCACCACCACCGCCGCGGGGCUGUGGCCAACCCGCCCGCCGGAUGGGGACUUGCCGCGACGCCGUGGCCGCGUCGCUCCUCAUCCAUGCGCAUCACUCGCCGGCGACUGCUACCACGGCUUCUUCGGGGUCUGCCUCUACGGGUCACCAGUACUCGGGUCCUCCUUCCAUCUGCAGACACUCUCCGGCACCUCGCCGCCCGUCCUCUCCGCCCCCGCAGGUGGCUCCGCACCCCCCUCGUGUGGUUCCGUCACCCCCCUCGCCGCGGCGGACAAAUCCGGCCGCACCACCGCCUCCUGCGCGGCCUCUGCGCGUCGCCCCCUACAUCGACGAGGAUGGCUUCCAGCUGGUCGUCUCCAAACGGCGGGCCAGGGAGGAACGCGCUCCACCUCGGGGCCGCCCCGCUUGUCGACCUGUGCCCGUGAAUCUCGUCGGUCGCUGCUUCAAUUGCUUUUCCUUCAAUCAUAUGGCGGCGAGGUGCCCCAACCCAUCCCGUUGCUUCCGCUGUAAGGGAACGGGGCACUCGGCGAAGCAAUGCAAGCGAGCUCGCCCACAACCCCCGGCAGCUAAUGGUCGCGGGCGCCCCCUUCGUCGCCUUGCCCGGGAUGGGGUCGCCACUGGUGCUCGCCGCGGCCACAACGACAUGUCGAGUUCCUACCCAUGGCUGAGGAAAACUAUUUUUGGGCGGCUGGAGAAUGACGAUGCCUCCCGCUCGCCGCCGGAUCAGGGGAACUCGGGAGGGUCGUCUCCUGGUUGCCUUUGUGGUCACCAGCCUGCCAGAAAGCGCCAUUCUGCGGAUGACACCACGAGCACCACCCCCUCUGUCAGGGACCUCUGGUCGCUCCCUGAGGCCCCCUGUCUGUUGGAGAAGCAAGUGCCUGACCCCAUGCGCUUUGAGGCAACGCUGGCCUCGCCACAGAUGCGGUCUUCAACCUUGGGCUGCAGCACCAUGUUGGAUCUCCAGACAAUCCUGAGGAAUGCCCUACCGAUCCCAACAUGGGAUCCCAUGCUGCUUGAAGCAGAAAUCCAACCUAGUGCUUUGCCUUCAUCGCAGAAUCUGUCCACGCCCGUGGCCGGGCCGAGUUUGACACAUGCUGGGCGAAACUCUCUACCGGUCAAUGACUGCGAUGUCUCUGCUGCGGACCUGGAAAGGGGAGGCUCCCUCACCUAUGGCCGCUGCGCCACCGCCCCGCCGUCGGGCACGUUCCCCACCAAAGACGGUAGCCAUUCGACGAAGCAAGCGGCUCGCAAGGAAGUCAAGGCACCGAGCCACAAAGCCCGUGAUACAGGCACAGAACGUUCUCAUGAGGCGUCUUGGCAUGGCUCCCGCCAAUGCUGCACCGGAUACUUCCUCAUACCAGCAAUUUGUGGAUACGUUCUCGGGCACCCUUUUCGUGUCGCAGGCUGAAGCCCUAGAAGAGCUGCUACCAAAUUCCGCUCCCAUGGUAGUAGCUAAUGAGUCGGAACCGCUUGCUCUUUAGUAGUUACUGCUGUUCUCCUUGGUCGCCAAACUAUUACUGAUGAAUUGUGAAAAUUUAUUAGUUUGGAAUGUGAGGGGACUAAACUCGAGGGCUCGACGCUCGGUGCUUAGAGAGCUGGUUGCGCAAGAGAGAUUCUCUCUUGUAUCCUUGCAGGAAACGAAGCUUGAUGUUUGUCCUGCCUC